ACCGGUUGAAUUACUUCCUAAACAACGGUGGCUACCAACCACCUGACCUAACCCCUGUCUGUUAAAUCUGUCAAUUGUCUCAUUCAACAACUUCCAUGAACAAAUUUAUCUCUGUAAAUCAGUGUCACUACCUACCAAUUUCCUCAGAGUGGGUGAGGUCUUUAUAAGCUAAAACCCAGUUAGUUAGUUAGAGUUUGUGCCUGUUUCCUCCACUAAUUACAUCUUUCAUAGAUCAUUUCUGCAAGAUAAGUUGGUUGAGCUAACACAUAUCCCAAUGGCUCAAGAAAUUGUAUACCCAGAAGAAGAGGUUGUUCUCACUAAGGAAAUUGAUCAUGUGAGGUCCAUUGUCUUGAAUCGACCUAAUCAAUUGAAUGUCAUUUCAUCAAAAGUGGUUUCUACUCUAGCUGAAUGUUUGGAAAAAUGGGAGAGAGACAGCAGUGUGGAGCUUGUGAUAAUCAAGGGAGUUGGUCGUGCCUUUUCUGCUGGAGGUGACUUAAAGAUGUUUUACAAUGGCAGAAAUUUAAAGGAUUCCUGCCUUGAGGUGGUGUAUAGAAUGUAUUGGCUGUGCUAUCAUAUCCAUUCAUUUAAGAAGACCCAGGUUGCACUUGUUCAUGGAAUUGCAAUGGGUGGAGGAGCAUCUUUGAUGGUUCCAAUGAAGUUUUCAGUUGUGACUGAAAAGACUGUAUUUUCUACGCCUGAAGCGAGUAUUGGGUUUCACACGGAUUGUGGAUUCUCAUACAUGCUCUCUCAUCUCCCUGGCCAUAUCGGGGAAUAUCUGGGUCUAACUGGAGCUAGACUGAAUGGAAAGGAAUUGGUUUCAGUUGGACUGGCAACUUAUUUUGUCCCUUCCGAGAAAUUGUCAGAGCUGGAAAAAUGCUUGGUAAGCUUAAAUUCUGGUGAUGAGUCUGCUGUCAAAUCUACUAUUGUGAAGUUCUCAGAAAAUGUUCAGAUUGAUGAAGCAAGUAUUUUAAACAAGCUGUCAAUAAUUAAUGAGUGUUUCUGUAAGGACACAGUGGAAGAUAUUAUAAAAUCUUGUGAAACUGAAGCUAGCAAAGAAGGAAGUGAAUGGAUUGGUUCAGUUGUCAAGGGCUUAAAGAGAGCAUCACCUACAGGAUUGAAGAUAACUCUAAGAUCAAUUCGCGAAGGAAGGAAGCAGAAACUGUCUGAUUGUCUGAAGAAGGAGUUCAGGCUGACAAUGAACAUUCUAAGAACCACAAUAUCUGGUGAUGUCUACGAGGGUAUUCGAGCUCUUACAAUUGACAAGGAUAAUUCUCCAAAGUGGGAUCCUCCUAGCCUUGCUAAAGUGGAUGAGGAGAAAAUAGAUGCUGUCUUUCAGCCAUUUGAGAAGGAGCAGGAGCUUCAUGUUCCUGACAAUGAGGAGCACAGGUGGGAAGGAAAGUACGAGAAUUCAGUCUAUGCAGAAAAAAAAGCAACCAAUUGACAGAAGUAUUUGUCAAUUUACCUAUUUUGUUCUAUGUUCUGCAAAUUCCUCUGUGGACAAUUCUCUCAAUCUAUUAUGGUCCUUUGUUCUUAGCUAAACAGAAACUUAUGGUGUUGUACUAAAAUUUAAAUCUAUCUCUUUGUUUCUGACACUAGUAAUGUUGGGUAAUGAGUUGGGGAAAGAAAUAACACAAAGGAUGAAACUGA
This is a messenger RNA of Impatiens glandulifera, 1647 nucleotides long. RefSeq names its product 3-hydroxyisobutyryl-CoA hydrolase-like protein 5. The transcript is spliced from 15 exons. Gene Ontology annotation, molecular function: 3-hydroxyisobutyryl-CoA hydrolase activity. Gene Ontology annotation, biological process: L-valine catabolic process. The record is from RefSeq and is a predicted model, not a curated record. Lineage: Eukaryota; Viridiplantae; Streptophyta; Magnoliopsida; Ericales; Balsaminaceae. Bases 275 to 1441 code for a protein of 388 amino acids.